Molecule: messenger RNA, 1411 nt
Organism: Ichthyophthirius multifiliis
Lineage: Eukaryota; Ciliophora; Oligohymenophorea; Hymenostomatida
Exons: 2
Biological process (GO): chromate transport
Molecular function (GO): chromate transmembrane transporter activity
Source: RefSeq, a predicted model, not a curated record
UUAAAAUUAAAUAUAAGAAGAAAAUCAUUAUCACUAAACCUAAACUGAUAAUAAUUUUAAUCAAAAUAUAUAACCAGAAGAUUAGCAUUAAAUUUAAACUCGUUUAAUUCGAUAAUAGUCACAUCUAAACAUAUAAAACAACAUAACUUAUAUGUAAUUAAUCAAAUCAAUGUAUAAAUUUGGUUUUUAAAGUGUUGGAGGCCCAAUGAUGUAAGUAAAUAAAUUAGAAAUAUUAGUAGUAAAAAAUUUAAAAUGGAUAGAUAAAGAAUUAUUUGAUGAAUUAUAUUAAAUUUCAUGUGCCAUACCAGGUUCAGUUAUUUCUUAAAUGUGUAUAACUAUAAGCCCAUUAGGAGGAUUAAUUUGUUUUUUAUUAUUUUCGUUACCAGGAAUGAUAUUUAUGUCAAUAAUGGGAUAUAUGAAUGAAUAUUAUACAUCAACAGAAAAUCAUUAAGUGCAUUGUUUUAUAUCUUUAGCUUUUUACGGUUUUUAAGCAGCAUCAGUAGCAAUUGUAGUAUAAAAUUCAUGGAAAUACUUAUAAUAAAUAGAAAAAGAUAUAAACGCAUAUAUAAUAAUGUUUAUUUCAACAAUUUUAUAUAUAAAUUAUAAUUCAACACUAUAAAUGAUUUCUUUACUUUUAACAGGCUGUUUUGUAAAUUUAAUAAUUCCAAAUUAUAAAGACAAGAUAAAAAAGCCUUGUAAAUAAUUACGAGUUUCCUAUAUAGACGAAAAAAAUGAAAAUCCAUUAGAAUUCCUAAAACAAUCUUUCCUUAAAAAAAGUUUAUAAAUUUACUUCACAAUUCUUUUCAUACUUGCUUUCCUUUUUUUCUCAACUGAAAAUAAAUUCAUUAACUUCUCCUUUACUUGCUUUUAUACAGGCUCUAUUAUUGUUGGAAGUGGCCAUUUUGCUAUACCUAUACUACUUAAAGAAUCCAUAUAAUUUAAUUUAGUUAAUGAAUCUUAGUUUUAUAAUGGAUUUUCUAUUGUUUCCGCUAUUUCAGGACCUCCCUUGAAUAUAGCUUCUUAUAUAGGAGCUAUUUCACAUGGAUUUUUUGGGGCUGUUUUUGGUUACUUGUUUAUGUUUAUGCCUUCAUAUUUUUUCAUUUAAGCUAUCCUCCCCUAUUGGGAUGAUUAUAGAAGAAGUACUAACCUUUAAAAAUUUCUUAAAGGAGGAACAUAUGUAUCUAUUGGUAUUGUAACUGCUACAGCUAUUUUAUUAUGGAUGCAUUCAGGAAAAGAAGAUAUGACUACAUCUUCUAUGUUAGUAAUUAUGGCCUUUUUAAUGCUUAAUGUUUAUGAAUUAUAAACACCUUAUACUAUAAUAAUGUGCGGAGUUCUUAUUAUUUGCAGAUUUAUGACUUUACAUAAUUAUAGAGGAAUAUAAGAUGAUUAUAGUAAUAAUUGCAAUGGUUGA